Messenger RNA from Hansenula ciferrii, 882 nucleotides. It is a transcript of the gene THI80, whose product is annotated as thiamine diphosphokinase. The record is from RefSeq and is a predicted model, not a curated record. Gene Ontology annotation, biological process: thiamine metabolic process; thiamine diphosphate biosynthetic process. Lineage: Eukaryota; Fungi; Ascomycota; Saccharomycetes; Phaffomycetales; Wickerhamomycetaceae. Gene Ontology annotation, molecular function: thiamine diphosphokinase activity; ATP binding; thiamine binding. The transcript has a single exon. The coding region runs from base 1 to 882 and encodes 293 amino acids.
AUGUCCAAUGUCAUUGAAAACCCAGAAACUAUAGAUGUCCCAAUCCCAUCAAAUGCCCACACAAUAGAUAUAACAUCGGUUUUCAAACCAUCUAAUCAUAGUGCACUACUUAUACUUAAUCAACCAAUUUCAGUACCCAAUUUUAAACAACUCUGGUCCCAUUACAAGCUAAAAAUCUGUGGAGAUGGUGGUGCUAAUAGAUUAUACGAAUAUUUUGAUGCAGAUUCAGAAAGAGAACAAUAUUUACCUCAUUUUAUAGUUGGUGAUUUAGAUUCACUUAGGGAUGAUGUUCGAGAUUGGUAUCAAUCAAAAGGUGUUGGAAUUUUACCACAAUAUACACAAUUUGCUACAGAUAUAGGUAAAUGUUUAGAAACUGUUGAAGUUUAUUAUGAUUUACAAAAUCAAGGAUUGGAACUAAUACCUAAUGAAAUUGAUCCAUAUGAUGGAAUUAUACAAAAACAUUCAAAAUUACAAGGCUUUAAUGAUAAUAUUCAAGUUAUAGUUAUUGGUGCUAUAGAUGGAAGAUUCGAUCAUACUAUACAUUCAAUAAUGUUAUUAUUUAAAUUAUCUAAAUCAAAUCCAAAUUUAAAGAUAUUUUACUUGACAGCAACAGAUUUAAUAUUUAUGAUUCCAAAAGGUUUAAACUAUAUAAAUUAUGAAUUGAUCCAAGAUUCAAUUCAUGGAUCAAAUAGUGGAUUAUUACCACUUGGUGGUCCUAUAACAUUGAAUACAAAAGGUUUUAAAUGGGAUGUGGAAAAUUGGGAUAGUUCAAUAAAAGGUGAUGUUAGUAGUAGUAAUAGACUUGUUGGUGCAAAAGGUGUUUCGAUAAAUACAAAUGAUGAUUUUAUACUCAACAUUGAAAUGAAUUACAAAAAAUUAUGA